GCUAACAGGCUGGUAGCUGGGCAGGAAGUUAGGUGGGAAAGCCAAACUGAGAAUGAUGGGAAGAAGGAGGGCAGAAUCAGGAGAGACAAUGGUCAGCUGCCAAACAAGCAGGACAUGUAAAAAUUAGGAAACAAGUCAUGAGCCAUGUGGCAAACAUAAAUAGAAAUGUGGGUUAAUUUAAGUGUAAGAAUUAGCUAGUAACAAGCCUGAGCUAUUGGCAGAGCAUUUAUAAUUGAUAUAAGCACCUGUGUGGUAAUUUGGGAAGUGGCUGCCGGGUAUUUGGGUCUUGCUGAGGUGACAGAAACUUUCAUCUACAGAUACAUAUAAUGAGGAAGGAUGUACACAGUGUGUGGAGAGGAAAUAAUUGCAUUUCCAAGUCAUUUAGUGUGGUUUUCAAACUACUCAUUAAAAAUAGACUUCUUUUUUUUUAAAGAGACUUUCAUCUCAAUAAAAAUCUGUGAUAGGUCUGCAGUAAUGAAGACAACAGAGUAUUACAUGACACUCAGAGAAAACACUGGAACACUGGGGCAGACCAUUAACACUCUGAUUCAGGACAUGAUAGCCACUCAGAAGGGGUGCCUCACCUGUGUAACACGCUGUAAGGUAUUUGAAAUAAAAAUCCCAAAGGUAAUUCAAUCAAACAUAUUAUAAGUUGAUAAGUUUACAUGUGAAAACUAAACUUUCAAAAUAAACACAUUUUUAUGACAGUGAAUUAUGGAAGUUUAAAUGUACUAAACAAAAUUGAAAAGUAUUAACAGAUCAAAAUAAACACAAUUAAGAUGUUUCAUUGAUCAAACCACAAUAUCAACAAAAUUCAAGACAUAGACUGGGAAAUAUUUCAGCAUAUAUGUCUGAGAAAGAGAUUAUAGAUUAUAUUCAAGAUAAUUCCUCAGACCAACCAGCAAACAAAUAGAAGCCUCACAUCAGAAAAAUACAUAAAAGACAUGAACAAGCUCCUCAGAAGACACUAUCCUGAUGGCCAGUCAACGUGAAAAUGUGCAUCACUUCAUAAAUGACAGACAAAUGCCAAUUAAAUUUACAUAUGAAGUCACCACACACUCACUAAGUUCUAAAAAUCAAGAAGACAACACAAAUUCUAACAGGGAUAUGAAGCAACUGGAACUCUCAUGCUUCAUGGUCUUAGUACACCUACAGAUGCAAAAUGUUUAUCUUUUGGAGAAGCAAGGUAACCAAACCAUAGCAGGCCAGGUUCUCUUGAAUUUGGACUUAUUUUUAUCUAAGCUGAGCUAAAUAACAUUAUAAAAAUACAAUUAAUUAAACAAUUAUAACUUCCCACUCUUUCCUGAUGUAUGCUAUAUUUCAAGGCAUAUAUAAAAGUGCAAAAUUAAUUUUUCUAUAUGUCCAUUAUCUUUGAUUUCUUUAACAAAAUCAAAUAUUAAGCCUACACAAGAAAGCCAAUUCAUCCACUCAGUACUCUUAUGACAAAAAAUUAAUGCCAUCAUCGAUUGUUCUAAAAUUUAGAGCUACAACCCAAACUUAUUUCAGCAAAAUAAUAUUUAGAAAUUCUGAUUGCUAAGAACUGGAUGGUAAAAUAAAAGGAUACUGAAAUAUACAAAAUUUAAAUUUUGGAGAAAAUAGUAAAAUGAAAUGCAAGAACAAAUAAGGACGCUUGGUGGCGCUCCAGGAUAAGAGUGUGAAGAAUGGGCUCUGCAGACGCCCAGGACGCCAUCUCUUCAAGCAGAGAACCAGAACUUUGGCUGCUGUCUGAAGGAGAAGGUAAUAAGAAAGGUUUCUGGGAGAAUUUGGGAAGAAGGUGUCUCUCUAAUCGGAUUUAGUUCAAUAUUUUAACGAACCCUGACUGGAUUGUAAUCGCCUUGAAGAAGCAGCGCCCUCCGGACUGCAUCUGAACAAUGGAGACAGCUGUAGCAAAAACGCCAGCGAAAAGGCAAGUCGUUUUCCUUACUAUGUUGCUGCUUUUGUGGGAGGCUGAUUCUGAGGCGAUUAGAUAUUCCAUGCCAGAAGAAACGGAGAGUGGCUACUUGGUGGCUAACCUGGCCAAAGAUCUGGGGCUCAGGGUGGGGGAACUGGCCACCAGAGGGGCUCAAAUCCAUUCCAAAGGAAACAAAGAGCUCUUGCAGCUGGAUGCAGAGACCGGGAAUUUGCUUCUGAGAGAAAAACCAGAUCGUGAGGUGCUGUGUGGGGUGACAGACCCCUGUGUGCUGCAUUUCCAGCUCAUUCUGGAAAACCCUGUGCAGUUCUUCCAAACUGACCUGCAGAUCACAGACAUAAACGACCAUUCUCCAGAGUUCCCUCACAGGGAAAUGCUUCUAAAAAUCCCUGAGAGUGCCCAGUCAGGAACUGUGUUUCCUCUGAAAGCAGCUCAGGACUCUGACAUAGGGAACAAUGCUGUUCAGAACUACACAGUCAACCCCAACCUCCAUUUCCAUGUGGUUACUCAGAGUCGCGCUGAUGGCAGCAAAUACCCAGAGCUGGUGCUGGACAGAGCCCUGGACAGGGAAGAGCAGAGUGAGCUCACUCUAACCCUCACUGCUGUGGAUGGUGGGUCUCCUCCCAGGUCUGGGACCACCAUAGUUCACAUUGAAGUCGUGGACAUCAAUGAUAACGCUCCCCAGUUUGUACAGUCGCUCUAUGAGGUGCAGGUCCCUGAGAACAGCCCUCUCAAUGCAUUAAUUGUCACGGUCUCUGCCAGGGAUUUAGAUGUGGGAACUUAUGGGAAUGUAGCCUACUCUCUGUUUCAGGGCCGUGGAGUUACUCAACCAUUUGUAAUAGACGAGAUCACAGGAGAAAUUCGUCUGAGUGAUGAGUUGGAUUUCGAGGUAAAUAGUCAUUAUAGCAUAGAAAUCGCAGCCAUGGAUGGAGGAGGCCUUUCAGGGAAAUGCACUGUGUCUGUACAAGUGUUGGAUGUGAAUGACAACGCCCCAGAGCUGACCAUCAGAAAGCUCACAAUUCCUGUCCCAGAAAACUCCCCAGAGACUGUAGUUGCUGUUUUCAGUGUUUCUGAUUCAGAUUCUGGCGACAAUGGGAGGAUGGUGUGUUCUGUUCAGAAUGAUCUUCCAUUCGUUUUAAAGCCCACAUUUGAGAACUAUUACACUUUAAUGACAGAGGGGCCACUAGACAGAGAGAGCAGAGCUGAGUACAACAUCACCAUCACAGUCACCGACAUGGGCACACCCAGGCUCACAACACAGCACACCAUAACAGUGCAGGUGUCUGACGUCAACGACAACGCUCCAGCCUUCACACAAACCUCCUACACCCUGUUUGUCCAGGAGAACAACAGCCCCGCCCUGCACAUAGGCACCAUCAGUGCCACAGACUCAGACUCAGGCUCCAAUGCCCACAUCAUCUACUCUGUGCUGCCCACCCACGACCCUCAGCUGGCUCUUUCCUCGCUCAUCUCCAUCAAUGCCGACAAUGGGCAACUGUUCGCGCUCAGGGCGCUGGACUACGAGGCUCUGCAGGCCUUUGAGUUCCACGUGGGUGCCACAGACCAAGGCUCUCCUGCACUCAGCAGCCAGGCGCUGGUGCGAGUGCUGGUGCUGGAUGCCAACGACAAUGCGCCCUUCGUGCUCUACCCGCUGCAGAACGCCUCUGCACCCUGCACAGAGCUGCUGCCCAGGGCGGCAGAGCCUGGCUACCUGGUCACCAAGGUGGUGGCAGUGGACCGCGACUCUGGACAGAAUGCCUGGCUGUCCUUCCAGCUGCUCAAGGCCACGGAGCCCGGGCUGUUCAGCGUGUGGGCUCAUAAUGGCGAGGUGCGCACCUCCAGGUUGCUGAGUGAGCGCGAUGCUCCCAAGCACAGGCUGCUGCUGCUGGUCAAGGACAAUGGAGAUCCUCCAAGGUCUGCCAGUGUCACUCUGCAUGUGCUGCUGGUGGAUGGCUUCUCUCAGCCCUACCUGCCUCUGCCAGAGGUGGCGCGCGACCCCGCGCAGGACAAUGACGAUUUUCUCACACUGUACCUGGUUAUUGCCUUGGCUUCUGUUUCUUCGCUCUUCCUGUUGUCUGUGCUGCUGUUCGUGGGGGUGAGGCUGUGCAGGAGGGCCAGGGCGGCCUCUCUGGGUGCCUGCUAUGUGCCUGAGGGACACUUUCCUGGACACUUGGUGGAUAUCAGUCGCACUGGGACCCUGUCCCAGAGCUACCAGUAUGAAGUGUGUCUGACUGGAGACUCUGGGACUGGUGAGUUCAAAUUUCUCAAACCCAUGAUCCCUAACCUGUUUCAGGAUGCUGGGAGAGAAGUUAAGGAAAGUCCUCACUGCAGAGAUAGCUUUGUAUUCAGUUAACUGUUGUAGCUGUUUCAGUGAAUUUAUUUUUGACAAAUCUCUAGCAGCAUGGUUCUCUGAAGAAAGUGAAUCAUUUUUAUCUAAGUAUUAACAUUGUAAAUGAAGCAUAUGCAUGUCCUCCAUUUCUAUAAUAUUUUUUCUUGGUAUCUACUUUAGUAGUUUCAGGUAUAAUGAAUAUUAUGAACAAAAUUACACUAUAUUUCAUUUUAUGAUUUACUUAACUCAAGUAUUACACAAUAAAAUAAAUUUCACUUUA
Messenger RNA from Peromyscus leucopus (white-footed mouse), 4518 nucleotides. Its product is annotated as protocadherin beta-6-like. NCBI's taxonomy places the organism in Eukaryota, Metazoa, Chordata, Mammalia, Rodentia, Cricetidae. The transcript has a single exon. The record is from RefSeq and is a predicted model, not a curated record. Gene Ontology annotation, biological process: homophilic cell-cell adhesion. Gene Ontology annotation, cellular component: plasma membrane. Gene Ontology annotation, molecular function: calcium ion binding. The coding region runs from base 1872 to 4262 and encodes 796 amino acids.